Penicillium riverlandense is the source of this 2358-nucleotide messenger RNA. Its product is annotated as Mcm10/DnaG-type zinc finger protein. Lineage: Eukaryota; Fungi; Ascomycota; Eurotiomycetes; Eurotiales; Aspergillaceae. The annotation marks the transcript as partial. Gene Ontology annotation, biological process: DNA replication initiation; DNA replication. The record is from RefSeq and is a predicted model, not a curated record. The transcript is spliced from 2 exons. Gene Ontology annotation, molecular function: DNA replication origin binding; single-stranded DNA binding. Gene Ontology annotation, cellular component: replication fork protection complex; nucleus.
CUAUUAGUGUUUCGUCUACUGACCGAUCGGCUAGUGGGCGAGAGCGAAUGGCCACCCAAAUCGCCCCGUGCGGCGAUGCUGAGUUCCCCAGGCGGACGACGCAAGUACGAGGAUAUGCAGCGCCGGCGUGAGAAGAUGUCGCCCUUGAAACGUUCAAGCACAACCCCAAACAUCCGGUCGAAAGCCGCACAGAUCUUGGAAGAGGAUGAGGAAGUGGACGAAGAUGACGAGGAAGACGAGGAGACGCUGGCUCUCAAACUCGAAGAAAUCAAGGCUCGACUCAAGCUGAAGCAGCUCCAAAAGAACCGCGGCAGAUCUGGUUCAAACCAGAGCACUGCCCGCCCAUCUUCUGCUAUCAGCGCCUCCUCGUCGAGGGGAAAAAGAAAGGCGGGUGCAGAUGGGGUUCAGGUUCCUGUGUCUCCUACGAAACGAGCAGCUCCGGCUGCCAAUCCGGCGUCACCGCGAAGAUAUCUGAUGGGCAUUGAUAAGGGUUGGAAAGCCAGCGAUGUGUCGCUGAAGCGGGCUCCUAGAAAUGAUCAACUUGGACGUCGACCCAGUGAUCUUUCUUCUCCGGCUGGACUCAGCAAGAUCAAAAGUUUCAGUGAAAGAAUGGCUGAAGGGCGAGAAGCCGAGAAGUCUCGCAUGGAACGAGCAGCCAAGUUGCAGGCUAAGCGCAGCUCAGGUUUCCAGUUGGACAAAGGCGAGAUGGAAGCAUUUAAGACUGCAGCUGCCGAAACCAAGCAUUCACCGCCAUCGUCAGCAGCCAGUUACCGACAAGUAGAAAGUUUCAGCCGUGAAGAUAUCCUGCGGUCUCUAGGUAAGUCCCGUCCAUUGGGUAUCAAGCGCAGCCAGACGACGCCAAACAUGCGACGAACGGAGAACAACAGCGAUGACAGCCAAGGACGAUCUCCAGUACACACACGAAACCAUACUGCGGAAUCAGAAACAGUGUCAUCUACACACGAGGAAGAGGCCAAGGCGCCUGAUCCAUCCAAAUUCGAGUCCUACUCAUCCUUGCAUCUUUCAAACCGCAUUCUACCCCAUUCUUUCUUGAGCCGAAACCUGGCUAGCAAAACCAUCCUCCGCAUUCCCGAUCUCCUCAAAACAGUGAAAGCGCCCGCUUUCGAGCUUCCGGAAGAAGUGGAUGGAGACUUCGUCGUUUUUGGGAUAGUGGCAUCCAAAUCCAACCCGAAGGAUAUAAAACGUUCGGGGAAUGCGACUGCCAAAGAAGCAGACCCUUACGAUGAUGGCCGCAACAACACAAAUAGAUACAUGGCGAUCACUCUGACUGAUUUGAAGUGGACGAUUGACCUCUUCCUGUUUGACACGGCCUUUCCUCGUUACUACAAGAUCUCGGAAGGAACCUUGAUCGCCAUCUUAAACCCCACGAUCAUGCCUCCACCAAAACACAAGCUGGAUACCAACCGUUUCAGUCUCGCGUUAUCAUCCUCAGACGACAAGGUCCUGGAGAUAGGGUAUGCUCGAGACAUUGGAUUUUGCAAAGCCGUGAGAAAAGACGGCAAGACAUGCCAGACUUGGGUGGAUGGCCGAAAGACAGAAUUUUGUGAUUUCCACGUUGAUGUUCAGGUGCGGCGAACCCAGGGCCAUCGCUCGGGUGUCAAUAGCGGGUCCGGUACCUACGGUCCUGGCGGCCGAUCCGGCUCACGAACCGGAUAUUUCGGCAGUGAAGGAGGCAGCAAGAAAGGAGGUGGCCGAGGUGGUGACGCAUCCAAGCAAGGCCUCAAGCAAGAAGGCCCCCAGUACCAUUGGGGAACGCAAUCUACAUACUAUGUGGCGCCGGCGCCCAAAAACCGAGGCGCUGGCCGUUCCUCUUUCAACCCCGUUGCUGCUGGACAGUCCGCAGCGAACUUGCUGGACAACGUCAGCGACGACCCCUUCAUCGCGGCCGGCAUGAUGGGCCGCGGAACAGACAGCAAAGAAGAGCGCCUCCGCAAACGCCUGGCAACGCAGCAGCGCGAGCGCGAUAUCACCCAGAAACUGUUCUCCAACCGUGUCGGCGGCGUGGGCGCCGAGUAUCUUCGCGCGCGCACCGCCAACACCGAGACAUCCGAGGAUGCGCAGGACAAGACGCCCGGAGGAACUCCAACUACUCCGAAGCUGCCCUCAUCCAGCGCCAGUGCCUUGAACCUGUCCAGUUUCGGGAAGGCGCAGAAUGUCCGGUUGAGUCCAAUGAAGCGCGCUCGUGAUCAACCCCAUGGCAGUGGAGUUAAGAAGACGCGGUUUGUUACUGCGAAGGGGAUCAGGGAGGCGGGCCGGGAUAGUCUGGGUGGGCCGCCUGAGGCUGGUCAGGCUAGCAAUCCAUUCUCGGAUAGUGAGGAUGACUUGGAUAUUAUUUGA